Messenger RNA from Xyrauchen texanus (razorback sucker), 681 nucleotides. Its product is annotated as homeobox protein Hox-B1b-like. Gene Ontology annotation, biological process: regulation of transcription by RNA polymerase II. The record is from RefSeq and is a predicted model, not a curated record. NCBI's taxonomy places the organism in Eukaryota, Metazoa, Chordata, Actinopteri, Cypriniformes, Catostomidae. Gene Ontology annotation, cellular component: nucleus. Gene Ontology annotation, molecular function: DNA-binding transcription factor activity, RNA polymerase II-specific; RNA polymerase II cis-regulatory region sequence-specific DNA binding. The transcript is spliced from 2 exons. Bases 1 to 681 code for a protein of 226 amino acids.
AUGGCCAUGGGUAAAAAUGGACACAGCAAUUUUUGCAAGCAAGCCCGACCUCACUCGGAUUAUGGACAUCAACACGUUCUCACUCAAGCAGAUGACCACAUGCGUCUUCAGUCCCCUGCUUUUUCUGUCGUAAACAUGGGAACAUUCAGUGAAUCUAACUGCAGGCCAGGAUCAGUCUCUGCAAGCCAUUAUCAGUCCUAUACCUAUGGAGAGCACGAACCUCAGGAUUAUGGUUCAUUCAACAAGUACCAGCUCUCCGGUGACAGUGACAGCGUCUCCAAGACGAACAUUAAACAAGCGCCAACGUUUGACUGGAUGAAAGUCAAGAGGAACCCCCCUAAAACAGUUAAGUUCGCAGAAUAUGGGAUCCACGGUCAGCAGAAUAUCAUUCGCACAAAUUUUACCACCAAGCAGCUCACCGAACUUGAGAAGGAGUUCCACUUCAACAAGUACCUCACCAGGGCGCGCAGAGUGGAGGUGGCCGCCACCCUCGAACUGAACGAAACGCAGGUUAAAAUUUGGUUUCAAAACCGCAGAAUGAAGCAGAAGAAGCGGGAGAAGGAGGGAACAGUCCCGGUCAUGAAACGGGCGACUCUUAUAUCUGCUGGUCAAAGCGCAGACAACUCAAACUCCUCAUCCCCAGGAGCUUCUCCUACCUCAGACUCUUCCGCUGCUAUUUGA